This is a messenger RNA of Peniophora sp. CBMAI 1063, 1020 nucleotides long. Lineage: Eukaryota; Fungi; Basidiomycota; Agaricomycetes; Russulales; Peniophoraceae. The record is from the annotation of a GenBank genome assembly.
AUGCCCUGCAAGGACUCGGCUCAUUCCGAAAUUCUCCGUGCUCGUAACGAGUGCUGGCCUCCUGGUGCGCGCGGGUACGACACACUGGCGGCCUUCCAGGAGUGGGUGUCGGGGUUGAAAAGCGCACGAGUUCGGUUCAUCCGUGAGCAGCCGCUUCGAGCCGGGGAGCACUUCGCCCUCAAGGUCGUCAGGCUUGUAGUCCCGUCGAACCCUCAGCACAGACGGCCGAUUCCGGCAUGUGCCCAAGUUGCUGCCGCUACGAUCACGAUCACCCUCCUAGAGCCAUUGGCGGGAACUUCCGUCUCAGGAGACUCGCCGGUCAGUCGCGUGUGGCUAGCCAGUACUGCUACUGGCGACCGGGUAGUGGCAAAGUUCUACUUCCCCUCCUUGUUUAUACCGGAGGAGCAGUAUAACCGUCAAGACAACGACUUCAUUCUCCCACGCCAGUGUGCACUCACGGAGGAAGUGGCGUACAAUAUUCUCCAGUCGGCACAGGGUGCAUGGUUGCCGUAUUACCUCGGGCGGAAUGAGGUGAACUUAUCUCACGGCGAGAUGGCAGACGUUGCUCUUUUCGAAUAUAUCAACGGCCGUUCUCUACUCGAUCAUAAGCAUGCUCAACCUGGCGGCAUCACGCACAAGAAGAGUGACGAUCCAGAAUCGCAUUUUCAAGUGGUGCAUCGGCAGCACCAGAAGUGGUUCAAGCGCUUGAGGGAAAUCACACAUGAGAUGCACGACGCGGGCGUGACACACUGCGAUCUAUACGGGCGUAACAUUCUAGUGCCUGAGAGCAACCUGAAUGAUCUCGUCUUUGUUGACUUUGAGACGGCGCGAGACGAUAUGGAAGGCGGCGGUAACGACCUGCGCAACGCUGUGUUAGGGUUUACCUGCUGCGAUGACCACGUGGAUGAGUUGUACUCGUGGUGCGGGAAGAACAAGUUGGAUGUACUGGAAUGGUACCUCAACUUUCCUACGAUCACUAGUGAUCUGUAUUGGUUCGCCGGCUCGGCGAGGAAUCGAUGA